AAGGAUGAGAAAGUCCGUGUCUCUGUUCUGCUUCUGGAGCAUCUAUUGUUGCUUUGCGGCGGGAAGCCACACACCCAUGGGUCCCGAGGGACAGCUGGAAGAUGAGCCUCACAAAUCCAAGGAGGUACAAGAUGCCACUAAACCCUCGGUGAGGUUUAACCUCCGCACCUCUAAGGACCCAGAACACGAAGGAUGCUACCUUUCCCUUGGCCACAACCGAGUCUUAGAAGACUGUGGUUUCAACAUGACAGCCAAAACCUUUUUCAUCAUUCACGGAUGGACGAUGAGUGGCAUACUUGAAAACUGGCUGCACAAACUUGUAUCAGCCCUGCAGAUGAGAGAGAAAGAUGCCAACGUAGUGGUGGUUGACUGGCUGCCCCUGGCUCACCAGCUGUACACAGAUGCAGUCAAUAACACCAGAGUGGUGGGACACAACGUGGCAAGGAUGCUUGACUGGCUACAGGGGGAGGAUGACUUUUCUCUCGGGAACGUUCACUUAAUUGGCUAUAGCCUUGGAGCACAUGUGGCUGGGUAUGCUGGCAACUUCGUGAAAGGAACAGUGGGCAGGAUCACAGGUCUGGAUCCUGCCGGGCCCAUGUUUGAGGGGGCAGACAUCAACAAGAGGCUGUCCCCUGAUGAUGCAGACUUUGUGGAUGUCCUGCACACUUACACACGUUCCUUCGGUUUGAGUAUUGGGAUUCAGAUGCCUGUGGGCCACAUCGACAUCUACCCCAAUGGGGGUGACUUCCAGCCGGGCUGUGGAUUCAACGAUGUCUUGGGUUCGAUUGCGUAUGGGACAAUCACGGAGGUGGUGAAAUGUGAGCACGAGAGAGCUGUACACCUCUUUGUCGACUCCCUGGUGAAUCAGGACAAGCCAAGCUUUGCCUUCCAGUGCACAGACUCCAACCGCUUCAAGAAGGGAAUCUGUCUCAGCUGCAGGAAGAAUCGUUGUAACAGCAUUGGCUACAAUGUGAAAAAAAUGAGAAACAAGAGGAACACCAAGAUGUACCUAAAGACUCGGGCGGGCAUGCCUUUCAGAGUUUACCACUAUCAGAUGAAGGUCCACAUUUUCAGUUAUAAGAACAAGGGAGAGCUCCAGCCCACUUUCUACGUCACUCUGUACGGCACCAAUGCAGACUCCCAGAUUCUGCCUCUGGAAGUAGUGGAGCAGAUAGAGUUGAAUGCCACCAACACCUUCCUGGUCUACACAGAGGAGGACUUAGGUGACCUCUUGAAGAUCAAACUCACCUGGGAGCGGACAUCUCAGUCCUGGUAUAGCCUGUGGAAAGAGCUUCGCAGCUACCUGUCUCAGCCCAGCAACCCCUCCAGGGAGCUGCAUAUCCGACGCAUUCGUGUCAAGUCUGGGGAGACCCAGCGGAAAUUGACAUUUUGUGCAGAAGACCCCGAGAACACCAGCAUCUCCCCUGGCCAAGAGCUCUGGUUUCACAAGUGUCGCGAAGGCUGGAGAAUGAAAAACGAAACCAGUCCCACUGUGGAGCUGGCCUGAGGGGGCCAGGAAGUCCUGCAGCAUGCACUCCAAUCCUGCUGUCCACGCACAUGGAGGAAAGUUACUGCUGAGACCCACCCGAUGAAAGACCCCUCUUGGUCCUGACCCUGGAGCCCCAGGAAGAGCUUGCUGACUGGGCACCCCUUUAUCCCCUAUGGCAACUACAACUGUAACUUCUCAGGAAGGGACUGUCAUUGCUGAAGCUCCAGUUGCCACUUUGGACCACUCUAACUCCAACCUUGGUUGACACCUCCAGAUUUGUGUGUGUGUGCCAGAAGGCAGGGCAUCCAUGCACACUGGGUGGAUCUCUCCCUUUCUGGGGAUCCUGAUCCUUGCCUGGAAGUGGACACUGGCUCUGAAGUGGCUCUGUGUGGGAGAUGGGCAGUGGCUCAGCUUUACUUGUGUCUCAG
Castor canadensis (American beaver) is the source of this 1917-nucleotide messenger RNA. RefSeq names its product lipase G, endothelial type (gene Lipg). Lineage: Eukaryota; Metazoa; Chordata; Mammalia; Rodentia; Castoridae. The record is from RefSeq and is a predicted model, not a curated record. Gene Ontology annotation, molecular function: lipoprotein lipase activity; protein binding. Gene Ontology annotation, biological process: lipid catabolic process.